This is a messenger RNA of Zeugodacus cucurbitae (melon fly), 1274 nucleotides long. RefSeq lists its product as uncharacterized. The record is from RefSeq and is a predicted model, not a curated record. The transcript is spliced from 5 exons. The coding region runs from base 163 to 1164 and encodes 333 amino acids. NCBI's taxonomy places the organism in Eukaryota, Metazoa, Arthropoda, Insecta, Diptera, Tephritidae.
AGCAUCAGCUGUUUGUCAUCUCUAUUGUUUACAAUUUUUAGUGAUAAAGGAAAACAAUAAACAUAAAAGUUCUUAAUUUGUGAAUUUUGUUUUAUAAAAUAUGUUUAACUAACGCAGUUGGUUAUCAACAGCAGCUGUGCGAAUUUUCUUAAAGCAGUCGUGAUGUUUUUGUUUUGGAACCGAUCUUCAACACGUAAUGUUAAUCCCACAGCGAAAAGAACGCGCGAAACACUUGGAGAAGAUUUUGUGCGAAAAUUAGACGCACUACAUGAUGAUGCUUUGCGCACCGGACUAGUAACUGCAGCUGAUUUGCAAGAAGCGUAUAGGAAAUCUCGAGAUGCAGAGCUUAAUCCGAAUCGAAUUAAUUUGUGGUAUGUGCUAGGCAUUUUAACGUUCAUAAUGGUAGUAACGCCAAUGUUUUAUGAAAUUAUUACGUUUCUUUUGGGAGUGCGUUGCUUUUUGCCCAAUAAUUAUAUUGUGUCGGAGGCAACGCGACCAAUAAGCGACUGUGACUUCUGCAGAGAUGUUUCAGGACCAAAGAUUCUACAAAAUCUUACGCGUGAAGAGUUUGCACCCUAUGCUUACUCAUCCCAGCCCAUUAUAAUCAAAAAUGCUGUGGCUCAUUGGCGGGCUAAGCAACUUUUAAAUUUCGAGUAUCUCAAAAACUUAUAUGAGCGUAUACCCGGUGCAAUGGAUGAGGUCUGUCCAUUUUUGCAUUUCCGUUCGGAUUUUAAAUCGUUGCAUGAUGUCUUUGCUAUGCCUAGGGAACGUGCAAACUUGAGCAUGGAUCAAACGCCUUGGUAUGUGGGUUGGAGUAAUUGCCAUCCAGUUGUAUUAGAAGAAUUACGUAAACUCUAUCCGCGUCCUCAUUUUUUACCUGUCGACGCCGAAAUGCCAAAUACGGAUUAUAUUUUUAUUGGCUAUGAGCAAGGCGAUUUCAUGCAUUUGGAUUAUAUACCCCGUCUAGUUUGGCAAGCUCAGCUACAAGGCAACAAAAGUUGGAUUGUAGCCCCCACUCCGGAGUGUGAUCAUGUUUGUCAAUCAUUUUCAUUCUAUGUAGAACCCGGUGAUGCAGUUUUGGUUGAUACGAGAAUUUGGUACCAUGGCAGUUCUAUCCCUAACAAAGGACAGUUCGCGCUCACCGUACAAUCGGAAUAUGGUUAAGCAGCAAUAUUGACUCGUAGGAAUUGCAUUUAACCGAUUAUUUCUUGAGCUAUGAUAAUUUUUACAAUAUAGAUUUCGGAAUAAAAUACAGUCAAUGACUUUAAAUAAUA